AAUUUAGUAUGGUUUCUUGAAACAUGAAAGCUACCGGUUCUCAUUCAUGAGCAUCAGCUAAGAGAGCUAAAGGCUAGAACGUGACCGGAAGCUGUUGGCUCCUCUCCACAGCUCCACUCGCUAGUCUCCAGGUCAAGCAAUGAAAGACAGAAUCAAAGUAAUAGCGAGAUUUAGACCGGGCGUCCCAUCAAACAUUUACGAUGUCAGAGAAGGCUCAGUGUUUGUAGAUGGGAAACCAUACACGUAUGACAGCGUCCUUGAUCCGCAGAGUAGCCAGGAAGCAGUUUACAACAGUACAGCUAAACCUAUCGUGCAAGAACUGUUAAAGGGAUACAACGCUACAAUAUUUGUGUACGGACAGACAUCGAGCGGCAAGACGUACACAAUGGAGGGAGACCUAAGUGGGAGGAAACGCGGUAUCAUACCACGUGUGGUGGGGGACAUCUUCUCUCACAUUGCAAAGAUGGAGGACAAAGCCGAGUUCACCAUCAAGAUUGCUUAUUACGAGAUUUAUAUGGAGAAGAUUCGGGAUCUGCUCGAUCCAAACAAGAAGAAUCUGAGUAUACACGAGGACAAGGCUAAGACGACGUAUGUGAAGAAUGUUACGGAGCAGUUUGUGGACUCUUCAGCUCAGAUUCUGGAGUUGCUGAAGGAGGGGAAGAGGAACAGAUCAGUCGCAGUCACUGACAUGAACGAGCACAGUUCGAGGUCGCACAGCGUGUUUCAGAUCACUGUGAACCAAUGUAACACUACCACGCAACAGAAACUCUCCUCAAAGCUGUAUCUGGUUGAUCUGGCUGGCAGUGAAAAGACUUCCAAGACGAACGCACAAGGUAUGACCCUAGACGAAGCUAAGAAGAUCAACACGUCCCUAAUGUGUUUGGGGAAGGUCAUUUCAGCUCUGUCGGAGGGACAGGGACAUAUCCCGUACCGGGACAGCAAACUCACUAGGGUCCUUCAGCACAGCCUUGGUGGUAAUUCCAGAACUACAAUAGUAAUCUGUAUGUCAAUGGAUGCUACCAAUGAGAGCGAAACUAAGUCUACUCUUGCUUUUGGGACUCGAGCGAAGAAGAUCAAGAACGUGGUAACACCCAACAUAGAGCUGUCACACGACGAGCUGAAGAAGAGAUACGACAGAAUCAAGCACAUGUACGAGAAAUGUAACUCAGAGUUACUACGGUGGAGAAGCGGUGAAUCAGUUAACGAAGAAGACCGAGUAGAGCUAAUGACCAGUAUGACUGAUAUAACUAUGAGUAGCUACCCUCCCACUCAGCCCACGUGCACGUGCACGAGCGCGCCGACUGUGAUCCCAGUGUGCACGUGCACAAACAUAGUUCCCGUAAUCAGGGCUGGUACACAGCACAGAGCACCUUGUCUGGUUAAUCUGAAUGAGGACCCCCAGGAGGGGGAGUAUCUGUCCAUUGACAUUCCAGAGGGUAUGCUCCUGGUAGGAAGUUCCCAAGUCCCAGACACUGUCGACAUUUAUCUGUCCGACGUUCUUAUACACCCAAUCCACUGCAAGCUAGAAAACUGCGAAGGGAGAGUUUUCUUGAAACAGUGGGAAUCAGAGGCGACUGUCUUUGUCAACGGGCAGCUUUUGAUCGGUGAAAUUACCUUGAACCACGGAGACAGGGUUAUCUUCGGAGGUGGCCACUAUUUCAGGUUCACAGCACCUGGUGGGACUGUUGUUUUACCGGAAAAUAAACUACGGAACGUGGCAGACUACGAGUUUGCUAAAACAGAACUCAUCAACUCAGUAAAUAACCAGAAGCACAUGAAGCUGAUGACAGAGAACGAAUCACUGAGCAGAGAGUUGGAUAAAGCCAGGAAUAAGAUAUCGGAGAUGACUUGUGAACUGGAGGCUGGGCAGGCCAUCAUUGAGGGUCAAGCAGCAAACACUCGCCGGUUAAGCUCCCGACGCCAGUCUAGUGUCACCACGGUGUCUUCUUCUUCAGACGGAGGUGAGGACUGUGUGGAGAGACUAGUCCUCCUCUCUGGGCAGCUCCGAGACCGCAUCAUGGAAGGACGGGUACCUAAACAAGACAAGAACCUACAAAUCUCAACAUACCUCGACUCCUGUGAUUCCUUGCUCAGCGACGAAACCUUCAACAUGUACCUAAAAAUGAAGGAAGCAGGCGAGCUCUGUAAGCUCAUCAAACGAAACAUCGUCUUCACGCGAGAGACCGUCUCCAUGGACAACAGAUCAGACGUGUUCAUCAGAGCUGCUGACUUGACGAAUAACAGAGCGAUUGUUUGGAGCUUUGAGACGUUUUGUGAGCGAGUUGAAGGGUUGAAGGCUUAUUAUCAGGCCUUGUGUCAGAACUCGGUGGUGCCAAUAGAGGGUAAGGACAUGUCAGGAAUAUUCGGGUGUGAGGAAGAGUGGGAGAAGGACCUCAGCAUGCUCUCAGACGAGGCGAGCAUUAUCUCCGAGACUAAGCUUUCUUCUAGCGCUUCCGAGAGUUUCCUGAGUGCCACCUCUUUUAUCAGCACCCCUAGGAGUUGCAAAUCAAGAGGCGGAGACCGUUACGGAGACUGCUUAUCACAACUACACCUCCUACUGACAACAACACCUCAAAUGUGUAACACCUUCUCUGGUAACACUCUCUGCGACACCUUGUUAGAAAGUGUCAGAGCUGUCAGCUACACUCUCUCCUCCAUCGCUGACAAGGAGGUGAGUCUGGUACCCAAACUAACCCACCAUCUGACAUGUCUGUACCGUGAUGCUGCCUCCUGGACCCAACACACUAAACCUAACUUCAAACUAACCCACGCAGUACAGGAUGUCCUGUCUGCUGUUAAGAGAAUCGUGCAGCGGUCGAUCGAAGGAAGAAACAUUCAUGAAGCGGAUCUGAGUCGAGCACAGGGGCUGUUAUUGGAGGUGGUUUACCAUGCUGGUCAGAUGUGUGGAGCAGCUCUGGUGGACUCAUCCUCUGCAGUUCCUCCAACCGAGGGAAAGAGUCAAGCAGCUGAACGGACCUCCUUACCAGCUACCAGCACUCCUAAUAGACAUAGCAUUCUCAGUCCUAGAAAUAUAGACCUGGACGUUACUAGUGAUUACAACUCUUCUGGAAGCUCCAUUGAUACCAGCCAAGGGGACAUCUCUGAAACAAUGCGGGAGAAGUUACUGCUGGGAGUUCAGGUUUACCUCCAGCAACUGAUUGAUGAUACAACUGAGGGGCUCUCUUCAACUCUCACCCUGUCUGUUAGUCCAUCUGUUCGUCAACCGAGGAAGCUAAAGGACAAUGUGGCCAAGUUGUCGGCAAUUCUCAGGGCUAAGAAAGACGAUAUUUCUAGAGUAUUUACGAUUCAAGACUCCGCUACAGAAUCUGUGCAAUUCCUCCUUUCUGGAGUCACAUCACCUGAAAACCUAUUUCCAAAGCUAAAUGAGAUACAGAGCUGGUCUCGGAUCGUAACCGCCGCGGUAACAGACAAGGAGAACACACGUGACACUAGCCACGUGAUACGACAACUAAACUACAAGAUCGAGGAAGUUCUGGGGUUGGUGAGGGUUGAUCCUGUUCUUAGCUCAACUCCUAAAGUGAGAUGAUGAGCUUGGUGAUCUGACUGAAAUUAAAAAGCAAGACUUUUCGGAUGAGUUUUAAGAUGACCAUUUUUGUUGCCUUAAACAUGAAAUGUUGACAAAGAGACAGACAUUGAGACGAUUGAAUUUGUUCGAUUAUUGAACUUGAAGACUACUGCCACUGGUCAUGACGUUCACUAUUUUUUAUAUCACCUUAGCGAGUGUGACUUUGCAGUUUUGGAUGAAGAAAAUCGUUAAAUUUCUUGAGUUAAUGUACAUAUUUAAAUUUUAGAGUAGUAGCUAUAAUAUAGAGUCAAAAGGCAUGUUUGUAACUUUGUCGUUGUAAGUAGAAAGUCUAGCUAUUUUCAAUUAUAAAUAUUAGGUUAAUACUUAGUAGUAAUGAUACGUUGCUACUUAAAUGUAACAAAGUAACAGGAUCCUGAAUUUAUGAUCCAAAGAGAGAAAACAUUACGCUUGUUAUAUUUGU
Messenger RNA from Bolinopsis microptera, 4007 nucleotides. Its product is annotated as kinesin-like protein KIF14. The record is from RefSeq and is a predicted model, not a curated record. NCBI's taxonomy places the organism in Eukaryota, Metazoa, Ctenophora, Tentaculata, Lobata, Bolinopsidae. Gene Ontology annotation, biological process: mitotic cell cycle; microtubule-based movement. The coding region runs from base 140 to 3547 and encodes 1135 amino acids. Gene Ontology annotation, cellular component: microtubule. The transcript is spliced from 25 exons. Gene Ontology annotation, molecular function: microtubule motor activity; ATP binding; microtubule binding.